AUGUCAGCUUAUGAGAAACUAGUAUCAAGCCUUUCACCUAGUGAUAUCUUAUCCAAAUGGCCAGAGGUUACUCCAUUAAAGAAAAUAUCAGGUAUCCCAAGAUCAGCUGAUUCAGAAAGUUCAAACAACAGUUCCCAAUCUGAAUUAUUUGAUGGUCAUGAUGAGGAACAAAUUAGAUUAAUGGAAGAAUUAUGUAUUGUUUUAGAUUAUGAUGAUAAACCUGUUGGAGCUGGUACUAAAAAAUUAUGUCAUAUUAUGGAUAAUAUCAAUGAUGGAUUAUUACAUCGUGCAUUUUCUGUGUUUUUAUUUAAUGAAGAUGGGAAAUUAUUAUUACAACAAAGAGCUGAUGAAAAAAUCACUUUCCCAUCCAUGUGGACUAAUACUUGUUGUUCUCAUCCAUUAUGUGUUCCAAGUGAAUUGGGUGUUGCUGGUGAAACCAAGGAUGUAAAUAAUUUGGAUAAUGCUAUCUAUGGGGCCAAAGUAGCUGCACAAAGAAAAUUGGAUCAUGAAUUGGGUAUUCCAAUCAGUGAUACUCCAUUGGAUCAAUUCACUUAUUUAACUAGAAUUCAUUAUAAAUCUGCUAGUGGAGAUGAAAGUUCUAAAUGGGGUGAACAUGAAAUUGACUAUAUUUUGAUAUUGAAAGCAAAAAAUGACAUAACUAUUAAUGCAAAUUAUAACGAAGUUAAAGAUUUUAAAUAUGUUGAUGCUAAAGAAUUAAAAGAAAUGUUUGAAGAUGAAAAUUUGGUUUUCACUCCAUGGUUCAAAUUAAUUUGUCAAUCUUUCUUAUUCAAAUGGUGGAACAAUUUAAGUGAUUUAGAAAAAUUCCAAGAUACUGAAAUCCAUAGAUUACUUUAG
Molecule: messenger RNA, 855 nt
Organism: Candida tropicalis MYA-3404
Lineage: Eukaryota; Fungi; Ascomycota; Pichiomycetes; Serinales; Debaryomycetaceae
Gene: IDI1
Product: isopentenyl-diphosphate delta-isomerase
Exons: 1
Coding region: 1-855 (284 amino acids)
Biological process (GO): isopentenyl diphosphate biosynthetic process; isoprenoid biosynthetic process
Cellular component (GO): cytoplasm
Molecular function (GO): isopentenyl-diphosphate delta-isomerase activity
Source: RefSeq, a predicted model, not a curated record